Molecule: messenger RNA, 1299 nt
Organism: Cydia splendana
Lineage: Eukaryota; Metazoa; Arthropoda; Insecta; Lepidoptera; Tortricidae
Gene: icln
Product: methylosome subunit pICln-like
Exons: 6
Coding region: 199-822 (207 amino acids)
Biological process (GO): mRNA cis splicing, via spliceosome; spliceosomal snRNP assembly
Cellular component (GO): pICln-Sm protein complex; cytosol; spliceosomal complex
Source: RefSeq, a predicted model, not a curated record
UUUUUAACGUAAUAGAAAACAUCCUUACUAUUAUUAACAAAAACUAUUGAUGCAAAACGUGAAUCGCUGAGAGAAAAACGUGUUCCCACGAAUUUGUGAGAGUUUUACACGCUUUUCUAUUGUUCACGACCUUUUAAACCUAUUUACCUUAUAAGUUGUUCAUUUCAACUUAUUGGUAUAUCACUCAGUGUGGUCAAAAUGGUUGUUGUUUCGUCUACCUUUUCGGCUCCCGUUGAAGGGGUACUAUCUCAAACUCCGGGCACCAAACUCCUGGUUGAUGGCCAAGAACUAGGCACUGCUACAUUAUACAUAACAGAAAAUAAUGUAGUGUGGGGUGGCGGCGUCGGCGCCAACGGCGGAGCAUCAGCCACCAUCUCCCUGCUGUACCCCAACAUAUCGCUGCACGCCAUACAGCGGGAGCCUGUGCCUGCACUGUUUGUGGUGCUCGGACAUGAACUCAGGCUUCCAGAGUUAAACCAGGCAGCAGGCGAUGCCAAUGAGGAGGAUGAUGAUGAUGAGUUUGAUGCUGACGACCCACCCUCCACAAAUUUGUUGUUCGUCCCUCAGAACGAGUCGGACCUCCAGCCCAUGUACCAGGCCAUGAUUCAGGGACAGACCCUACACCCGGACCCUGAGGAUGACAUCGACGAGGACCCUUAUAUGGACGGCGAGGAAUUUGAUGAAGGAGAUGAGGAGUUUGAAGACGCCGAAGAGAGCAACGCGACGCCCGAGGACGCCGCGGCGCGCCUCCGGACCCUGCGCUUGGAGCACGCCAACGGAACACAUGCAGAUGAGGCUGAAGAUGAAAUAGCGGACGAGUGAACCUAGGGAGGUUAUUAGCUUUUUUAAUUUUUCAAUAUAAAGUUAACAAUGAUGUAGGUGCCAGUAACUAAAGAUUACUCUUUGCAGUCGUUUAUUGACUGGAAGAACAUGAAAACUUUUUUAAAUACAUCUAGAGUUAGACCAAUAUAAGUCUGCAACGAUUUUGAUAGCACACGCAGUGCUAGUGUUAUUUUAAACGUCAAACUUUGUACUGUACAAGCUACAAAAAUAAUUGUUACUGUAUGUAGCGGUUACAACUUGAUAGCUGACUUCGUGAUUACUUAAGUCGGUGUUCAAGAUAUUUUUUUGCACAAGUAUUUUUCAGCUUGUUUUCGAAUCUUAAGUCUUAUUUUAUUUUAUGUAAUUGGCUUAUAAAUGUAGAUUUCUGAAAAGGUUUUGAGAACCGGAAUAAUAGCUUAUUUGUUAUUUUUAAGUUAGUUUAAGGUUGUUAAUUCAAAGCUUUUUAAGAACGUAUGG